This is a messenger RNA of Eriocheir sinensis (Chinese mitten crab), 3124 nucleotides long. RefSeq lists its product as uncharacterized. Gene Ontology annotation, molecular function: chitin binding. The coding region runs from base 120 to 1691 and encodes 523 amino acids. Lineage: Eukaryota; Metazoa; Arthropoda; Malacostraca; Decapoda; Varunidae. The record is from RefSeq and is a predicted model, not a curated record. The transcript is spliced from 4 exons. Gene Ontology annotation, cellular component: extracellular region.
CCUCCCACGCAACGAUGGCGGGGAGCUUCGAGAGGGCUGAGUAUAAAGGUUUAAGAAUGGCGUUGCCUUAUCCAAGUGGAGUUGUCGAUUGUGAGCCCUGGUAGAGAGAAGAGGGGGAAAUGCGGCUGCCACUCGCCACGCUGGUGUUGGCCAUUGGGUGCGUUGGGUUCACCUGGGCCCAAGGGUAUGGCUACCUCCCCCCGGACAAGCCGCUUAUCCCGGGAGAAACUGGAUAUGGUAACGGCAUCCUGCCCCCGCCCACCCCGCCCCCCACCAGGCCCCCCACCAGACCCCCCACCAGGCCCCCCACGAGACCCCCCACUCAGCCACCGACUCGCCCCCCAACUCGCCCCCCAACUCGCCCUCCUACACGCCCCCCAACCAGACCUCCAACUCAACCUCCAACUCGCCCUCCAACUCUCCCCCCAACUCGCCCUCCAACUCUUCCCCCAACUCGCCCACCAACUCGCCCUCCAACUCUUCCCCCGACUCGCCCUCCAACUCGCCCUCCAACUCUUCCCCCAACUCGCCCUCCAACUCGCCCUCCAACUCAACCUCCUACUCGCCCUCCAACUCGCCCUCCAACUCAACCUCCUACUCGCCCUCCAACUCGCCCUCCCACUCAACCACCUACUCGCCCUCCUCCUACUCGCCCGCCUACUCGCCCUCCCACCACCCCUGACGACCACGACCACCACCACGACCACCACCACCAUCACCACAGCGACGACCCUCUGGACUGGCUGAGGGAAUCGGUGCCCGGCGAGCCUGGCGUUGACUACCCGAUCUAUGGUUUCCCGAUCAUUGAGACUGGCUUCAGCUGUAACGGCCGUCCAGCAGGCUAUUACGCGGACCCCGAGACUCGCUGCCAAGUGUUCACCAUCUGCAACUACAACACGGCGAUCAGGAACGUGUGUCCCAACGGCACCAUCUUCGACCAGCAGGGCUUCACGUGCCGCUGGUGGAACGAGGUCAACUGCGCGGAGGCCGAGAGCUUCUACGAACUCAACACCCAGAUCGGAAUCGUUCCCCCAGACAGCCCGUACCAGCCCGACCGCGCCCGACCCACCCCCGGCACACCGUCCAUCCCAGUUCCCAGCGUAGUCGGGCUCCCGCAGCCACCCCGACCAAGGCCUCAACCUCCCCAAGUCUCCCCGCCGCGCCCACCUCCACCACCUCGUCCAAUCACUCCAGUGCAGCCAACACCCCCGCGACCUGUCACCCCAGUUAGGCCUCCCACCCCACCACGCCCUGUCACCCCAGUUAGGCCUCCUACCCCGCCACGUCCAGUCACCCCAGUUAGGCCUCCCACCCCGCCACGUCCAGUCACCCCAGUUAGGCCUCCCACCCCGCCACGUCCAGUCACCCCAGUUAGGCCUCCUACCCCGCCACGUCCAGUCACCCCAGUUAGGCCUCCCACCCCACCACGUCCAGUCACCCCAGUUAGGCCUCCCACCCCACCACGUCCAGUCACCCCAGUUAGGCCUCCCACCCCACCACGUCCAGUCACCCCAGUUAGGCCUCCCACCCCACCACGUCCAGUCACCCCAGUACGACCUCCCCCGCCACGUCCAGUCACUCCCACCAGGCCAGUCACCCCAAGACCCGGCCCCGGGCCCACCACAGGGUACGGGUAUGAUAUCACGCCCCCGAAGACCCCAGCCAACCUCUACGAUGCACCCAACUUCUGAGACCCUUCCCCUGCUCCUCCCCCGUCCUCCUUGAUCUUGACGCGGCCCCCCCAGGAGUAAAACAGCAUCAGGGGCGGCUCUCGUGCUCCCCCAGGCGGUGUUGACCUCAAGGACGAUGAUACAAAUUGGUCCCUAAACGUGUGUCUUUCUGAGCUCUGGCGCUGAUGUCGAAAAAUGAAGCUAAGUUCUCCUCCUCUUCCUCCUCCUCCUCCUUCUCCUGCAACGAACGGCACCGCCAAGAUGAUGCAAAAACAAACAUUCACCAUUCAUCUUCAAGACCCCCUCACCUCCCCACCCCAAGACUUGACCCCCGGUGACGCCUCGCACAAAAUCAUCUGCCGGAAAACGGAACGAAAUCAAAACGGGCUGCACCGACGACAUCGAAACCUUCUGCAAUACUCCACAUAUACGUGUACAUAGGAUCGACGACUACCGAUGUGAUGUAGGUCUAUGGUAUGGUACGUGAUGCAGUCUCGCAUCGCCUAUGUAUUCCAUUUGCUACACAGGAACUUAUUAUUUUUACUACGAUGGGGUUCACGAUUCACGACUCUCUCUUUACAAGGGUUCGAAGCUAACGAUGAGAGGAAGGACACGAUCAACUGCUGGUUACGACUCCUUUCAGCGACUUAAGGAAUGGGAUUAAGUGAAACAACCUCCGGAUAUCUGAUUUUUACGACUCCUUUCUGCGACUUGACGACCGAGGGAUUGGGAUGAAGUGAAACGGUCUUUGGAUAUCGAAUUCUUACGGUCUAUUUUUAAUCUUCACUCUCAUAUCAAGAACAUAACGAAGACACAACAAUAGGAUAAAUUAAACAAGGGAAAUCGAUUGCUGACACUCAUUUUUUUCUGCUACAAGACACAAGAAUCACAGGACAGUAACAAGAAUAAGCUGAAGUAGUUAAAACAGGUGACUGAUCUAAAAAAAAUUGCUACAAGACACAAGAAUCACAGAACAGGAACAAGAAUAAGCUGAAGUAGUUAAAACAGGUGACUGAUCUAAAAAAAAUUGCUACAAGACACAAGAAUCACAGAACAGGAACAAGAAUAAGCCCAAGUAGUUAAAAGUGUUGACUGAUCUAAAUUUUUUCACUCUCAAAUCAAGGACAUAAAGCAAACCUGUGAAAUCAAUAGCCUGGCAUUUAGUUCUCUGUUCCGCGACACAAGCAAAGAACAUUAACAAGCUGAAGAGUUCAAACAAAUGACUACUGGUUCCUCACACGUCAACGACUCAACCACGACCGGAACGACAGACCCAAACCCCGAAGGAUCGACCAGCCAGUGACGUCUAGGAACCUCGUGACGCUAAACUCCCUCUCUCCCUCACGCCGUCCGUCACGACACCCCCGAAACAAUACUCUUAGAUUGGAUUGUGUACAGUGCGGGUUGCGCUUGCAUGCUGUAACCUUAGUAUUAAAUAAACUGAACUGAAUGUG